AUGCCCGCCGGCGGUUGCCACACUCGCUACGUCUGCCCCUACAUAGACGACCUCGCUACCGCGACAAUCACGGCGUCCACGUACACCAGCUACAAGUACAUCGGCAACUACCAGGGGCUCUUCAACGACCAGGGCGGGCAGUUCGUGCCGCACCAGCGCGGGUCGGGCCCCGUGAAUUUCGAACGGUACACGGAGGUGGGGACCAUUUUCGACGUGGUGAAGGGCGUGUACGGCGACACGCUGCAGGAGUGCUGCCGCGCGUGUGCGCGCUCCACGUACUGCUACGAGUGGCACUGGUUCAAAAACUCGCGCCUGGCGGGCGAGAAUGCCCAGGUGGCGGGGUUCAUUGACCGCGUGCAAUGCUACCUGCUGGAGAAAAACGGCGGCUCGGGCACGUCGGACUCCUUCAAGACGCCCAUGGCGGGCGACGCGGCCACGCAGGCGGCGAACGCGGCGACGUACCCGCUGAGCUUCGUGGGCGGGCUGUGCAACGGCACGGCGCUCGUCGAAAACGAACCGCAUCUCACGGGCGCGCACGGCACGCACUACGACUUCACCGGCCGCCUCGAUCGCUCAUUCUGCCUCUUCUCCGACCGUCGAUUCCACGUCAACAUGCAUCUCAACGGCUACCAGGGCGCGCCGCCCGCGGUUUCCGCAACCGCGUCAGCUAAGGAUAAGGAGGCGAGCACGGAGCUGCACACGUGGAUUAAGGAGGUGGGCGUGGUGUGGAUGACACCCGACGGCGUAAACCACACGUUGCGCAUGGUUGCGCGCAAGGGCAAGCAGCAGGAGCGCGGGGACGGCGGAUUCCUCUCGUUGCUCGAGAUCGACGGCGCCGCGACGGCGCCUCCAUCGCACGAAGGACCCUGCUUGCUGGCAAUUAGCGUGCUGGCUUCUCGUCAUGCUCGUGCAGGUUGGGUUCGGAGCAAUUGCAGGCAAUACUGA
This is a messenger RNA of Closterium sp. Naga37s-1, 945 nucleotides long. NCBI's taxonomy places the organism in Eukaryota, Viridiplantae, Streptophyta, Zygnematophyceae, Desmidiales, Closteriaceae. The record is from the annotation of a GenBank genome assembly.